ACACUCUGUCUGUCUGUUUCACCAUGGCAACUGGAAGGCCCCCCUCCUGUACAGGAACAUGGAGUGGCUGCAGGGUGGCCACAGCUGUCAGCGAGUCAUCGUCCAUACACAGUGAUGCCCUGUUCGACCCGGGGCCUGAUACUCCUGAUCUGGGUCUGGUUCGGGACAUCUCUCUGGACUCUACAGGUCCUGGUCUGGACAUCUCUCUGGACUCUACAGGUCCUGGUCUGGGUCAGAACAUCUCUCUGGGCUCUACAGGUCCUGGUCUGGGCAUCUCUCUGGACUCUACAGGUCCUGGUCUGGGCCAGAACAUCUCUCUGGACUCUACAGGUCCUGGUCUGGGUCAGAACAUCUCUCUGGGCUCUACAGGUCCUGAUCUGGGACUGGUUCGGGACAUCUCUCUGGACUCUACAGGUCCUGGUCUGGGUCAGAACAUCUCUCUGGGCUCUACAGGUCCUGGUCUGGACCGGAAGAUCUCUCUGGGCUCUACAGGUCCUGGUCUGGACCGGAACAUCUCUCUGGCCUCUACAGGUCCUGGUCUGGGUCAGAACAUCUCUCUGGGCUCUACAGGUCCUGGUCUGGGUCAGAACAUCCCUCUGGGCUCUACAGGUCCUGGUCUGAGUCGGGACAUAGACUCCCUACAGGAGCGGACACAUACAGUAUGGACAUGA
Molecule: messenger RNA, 671 nt
Organism: Oncorhynchus gorbuscha (pink salmon)
Lineage: Eukaryota; Metazoa; Chordata; Actinopteri; Salmoniformes; Salmonidae
Exons: 2
Coding region: 24-671 (215 amino acids)
Source: RefSeq, a predicted model, not a curated record